AUGGCCAUAGUGUUCAAAUGGCCUUGGUUGGGCAUAGCGGUAAAAAAGUUCUGGUCCAAGGUGAGAGCAAACCACCAGAGAAUUCACGGCAAGCCGCUUCCCGAACUGACGUCCUGGAAAACCAACUACAGAGAGCUGAAACGCGACUCGCAGAUACCUCCAAACUUCUCAUACGAUGACCUGGUCUUUCCGUACGACUCCGGCUCCGCAUUUCAGAAUCUGUGCAUGGCUCUUGGACCAGUGCGUCUCUGGCUUUGGCCUUGGGGAAAGCCUAGGGAAAACGGGAUUGACUUUGAAAAGGUCAGUGAGGACGAAGACCAACUGAAUCUUCCUUGGCCUCCGGAUGGAUCCAAUUACGAUAACGAUCCAUCUGAUGAAAUAACCGUGUCGUCAUGGAUUAACGAUCUCGGCGAGACCCUUGACGACUUCGGCGUCGACCUGGCCACAGAACCUUACGAAGCACCAAAAGAUAUCUAA
This is a messenger RNA of Ogataea angusta, 477 nucleotides long. RefSeq lists its product as uncharacterized. NCBI's taxonomy places the organism in Eukaryota, Fungi, Ascomycota, Pichiomycetes, Pichiales, Pichiaceae. The coding region runs from base 1 to 477 and encodes 158 amino acids. The record is from RefSeq and is a predicted model, not a curated record. The transcript has 2 exons.